AUGCGUGUCCUAAUCAGUGGAGCAGGCAUUGCAGGGAAUACUCUGGCCUGGUUCCUAGCCAAGACGGGUGCACGUGUAGUCAUUGUCGAAAAGAGCCAGUCUAUACUCCCUCACGGGCAAAGCGUUGAUGUUAAAGAUGACGCGCUUACUGUGAUCAAGAAAAUGGGCCUCAUGGACCAAGUGCUGCGAUUCAAUACGACGGAACAAGGCACACAAUUCAUUGGUGACAAGGGGCAGCCACUUGCACGCUUUCCGCUCAGAAAGGGUUAUGCGAGUAGCCCUACCUCGGAAUUCGAGAUACUUCGUGGAGACUUGGCAAUGAUCCUUCACGAAGCUGCGAGCCGUCUCUCAGGGGUCGAAUAUAUGUUUGGAACCACCAUCCAGGAUGUUAUUUCCAACGACGAUGACACUGUCAAAGUCUCGUUGAGCAACGGCGAGGUGCACGAGUUUGAUCUCCUGGUCGCAGCCGAUGGCCAGUGGUCAAAGAUUCGUAAGCAGUGCUUUCCUGCCAAGGAUGUCAACGCGGUCGAUGUAGGCAUGUAUGCUGCAUAUUACACGGUUCCGCGUCUUCCCAGCGAUAAUGACUGGUGGAAUGUCUACCUAGGUCUUGGCUCGAGGUUAAUCAGCACGAGACCCGACCCACACGGCAACAUCAGAGCCAUGUUCACUCGCGUGCCCCGCUGCAAAGUCCAGGAAAAUAUGUGGCUGGAGGCAUCUAGGAGCGGUAGAGAGGAACAGGGAGAACUUUUGAGAAAGGAGUUCGCCGACGCUGGAUGGCAAGCAUCGAGGCUACUGGACGCCAUGGAUCAGGCCCCUGACUUUUACUUCCACGGAAUCCAACAGAUCAAAAUGUCCAAUUGGUCAAACUCACGAGUCGUCUGCGUAGGAGACGCAGCUUAUUGCCCAUCGCCGCUCACAGGAGAGGGGACGCCGCUGGCAAUAACCGGGGCCUACGUGCUUGCAGCUGAGCUAAGUAAGCUUGACGAAGGUGAACAUCCUGCAAAGGCGCUCGUGGCCUACGAAAGCACGUUUCGCCCAUUUGUCGACGAGGGGCAGAAAAUACCCUCGAUUCUUCCGGCGAUGAUGCAUCCUGAAUCGUCGUGGGCUAGAUAUUUCUAUCACACCAUUCUGUGGGCGCUUUCCCGAGUAUUGGUAGUGCCAGGGUUGGCGAUCAAAUCCUCAGAUAUUGAUGGCCACGAUAGUAAGUUUCCAUGGUCGAAAUGGGAUCUAUAG
Neoarthrinium moseri is the source of this 1233-nucleotide messenger RNA. RefSeq lists its product as uncharacterized. The transcript has a single exon. Gene Ontology annotation, molecular function: FAD binding. The record is from RefSeq and is a predicted model, not a curated record. The coding region runs from base 1 to 1233 and encodes 410 amino acids. Lineage: Eukaryota; Fungi; Ascomycota; Sordariomycetes; Amphisphaeriales; Apiosporaceae.